AUGGGGGUUGUAACCGAACCCAAAGAGGACCCUGCUAUUGAGGAGCUCAAGGAAAUCAAAGCUCAUGAGGAGACUAAUAAUGUCACCUUGCAUGCUCCUUUGCUGAGAGAAGAACCUGAAGAAGACUCUUCUUCAGACGAGGAAGAGAAGUCCAAAGAAGAGCAAAUUGCUCGGUACCUGGCAAUCCUCAGGAAGCUGAAGGCCAACUCUUCUUAUACAGAGGCGUUGGAGGAGGAGGACAAGCCUGUGGUCCUGGCCAAGGAGUGCAAUGCCUUGGUUCAGAAGAAGCUCCCUCAAAAGAUGCCAGAUCCUGGAAGCUUCUUGAUUCUCUGUACUAUAAGGACCAUCAGCUUUGAGAAGGCACUAUGCGACCUUGGCUCAGGCAUCAAUCUGAUGCCUCUGUCUGUAAUGAAGAGGCUAGAAAUUCUAGAGGUGCAGUGUGCCAUAAUCUCAUUGGAGAUGGCAGACAAGACCCUAAAAAGGUCGUAUGGUAUGGUGGAGGAUGUCCUAGUGAAGGUUGACGACCUUUACAUCCCUGUAGAGUUUGUGAUUCUAGAUACUGGGGAUGACAGAAAUGAAUCCAUCAUCCUUGGAAGGCCUUUCCUAGCCAUUGCUAAGGCCAUAAUUGAUGUGGAAAGAGGAGAUCUAGUUCUAAGACUACAUGAGGAUUGCAUCUUAUUCAAGAUCCCCAACCCUCAGUCUUCUGCUGACAGAGAAAGUACCAUAGUACAGCACAUUGUGUCUCAGCCUUCCCUCUCAGUGGAGAGCUUUACAGAACCCCCAGACACCAACUCUAAGUUUGGUGUUGGGCAACCAUCAUCAAGCACUGGGAAGAAAGUGAGUAAGAUCCUGUCUCUAGAGCAUGUGGAGCUUAUUCAUGAGAGCACAGGAAGAAAGUUCACUGUAAGGGGUAAAGAUCUGAGCACCUAG
Messenger RNA from Arachis duranensis, 930 nucleotides. RefSeq lists its product as uncharacterized. The transcript has 2 exons. Lineage: Eukaryota; Viridiplantae; Streptophyta; Magnoliopsida; Fabales; Fabaceae. Bases 1 to 930 code for a protein of 309 amino acids. The record is from RefSeq and is a predicted model, not a curated record.